Cheilinus undulatus (humphead wrasse) is the source of this 2709-nucleotide messenger RNA. Its product is annotated as cytokine receptor common subunit beta-like. Gene Ontology annotation, biological process: immunoglobulin mediated immune response; cytokine-mediated signaling pathway. Bases 629 to 2443 code for a protein of 604 amino acids. The record is from RefSeq and is a predicted model, not a curated record. Gene Ontology annotation, molecular function: protein binding; cytokine receptor activity. The transcript has 12 exons. Gene Ontology annotation, cellular component: external side of plasma membrane. NCBI's taxonomy places the organism in Eukaryota, Metazoa, Chordata, Actinopteri, Labriformes, Labridae.
UGAUAUCAGAAAAAACUUAUAUCACCCAUUGUCAUUUUUAAAGCCUUUAAAGUAUGUUUUCUUUCUUUGGUAGAGUCAUACUAACUGUUUCUCUCAGUUUGCUAAGCUGCAGUUUUCUGUUUCUAGCUUCAAAAAUUAUUUUACGGAUCAGAUGACAAACAAUCUCCUUAUAGACCAGGUAUUUAAAGACACAUCAGCGUCUCCCUGAAGCCAGAAUGAGUCCACCACUGCUCCUUUAAAAAACUUAGACAGCUCAGGGGACAGGUCCAAAAUCACCAUAAUCAUGUACCAUCAAAUACAGUAGGAUGUUGCCUCCUCCUCCAUCCUACUGCUCCAAGUAGGAAGACAGAGCCAAAGAAAUCUGUAUAAAUCAGCUGGCCAGACGCGUCACUGCAACAUCACGUGACACUUCUGAGGAAGGCAGCAGUGUGCAGCCGAAACUGUCAAGACAGUGAUCAGCACCCCUGGGUACUCAACACUUGAGACCAUCUCAACAGCUGCCCCAGAUUGAUGCAGAGAACAAAAACAAAACAGAAGCCACGAGUUUGUAACUCUCCACGAAAAACCCACCUCAACCUGAGUAGACCUGUUUUGAAAACCAAAACAAGGACGAUCAACGCCAGGAUAAAUGGAGAGAAAUAAGAAAACCAUUCUGCUAAUUCUUCCUCUCCUACUGAUUCAUGCCUGUGUCGUCAAACAGGAGGAGCCAUGUCCCAGCCAGCCUGAUAAAAAUCUGUCCUGCUAUAAUAACUACAAUAACACCCUCACCUGUGAGUGGAACAGCAUGAACGAGUCUGACCAAAUGUGCACGAUAUACGCCAGAAAAGGACCUGAUUUUUAUUUCAGCUCCUCCUGUGACCUGAAGCCUGUGGACAUCUCAAAACCAGGACCAAGGAAGUGCACCAUGAUGUUCGAAGAUGAAGCAGUUUUUCAGAGCUUCAUUGUGGUGCCCAUCAAUCUUAUCUGUAACCCAGGGAGGGGUUUGGUCUCCAGUAUUUCCCACAGACCAGCUUGUCACAUAAAGCUGGAUCCUCCACAAAGACCAAAAAUCAACUCCAGCACCGUGUCCUGGUUCCCUCCUGGCAACAAGAGAAAAAGCAGAAUCCGUUUGCACAGCUUCCAGCUGCAGUGGAAACACAAGGAUCAGUCAUGGGAGGAUGCCUUUCAGCAGAAAAGUCAAAAUCUGACUAAGAAUUGCACAUGGGACUGUGAAACAAAGCUGCAAGCUGAUUGGUUGAUACAAGGCGAGGAGUACGAGUUCCGGGUUCGAGUGAUGGGAAUUGGAAAAAAUCUCCAUUCAGUAUGGAGCGACUGGAGCGUUCCUGAAUCACUGGUGUCACCUGUUGGACAACCAAAACCAACACCAGAUCAUUCUACAGUUAUCUUUGGCACUGCUGUAUGUGCAGUAGUGAUCACUGCUGCCCUGGCUGUCAUAUAUUUAAAACAAAACAAAACAAUCUGGAUUUAUAUGAUGAUGAAAUUUAAAAGUCAGCCCAUACCAAACCCUGCAAAGUCCUUCCUGAAGGAUGCCAAUUUUCAAAACCAUCUGAGCCCGACCUUCACCCUCCUCAAUCCACUGAAGGUCACCUCUGUAGAGAUCACCUCCCCUGUGGAUGCUGUCACCCCUUACAGGCCAGAGGCAGUACUGCUGGAGAAAAUUAGAGUUCAAAGCUGCUACGACUCAACCAGUUCUGGCUUCUCCAACCCCAGUCAUGCCCACCUGUGUCCAUCUCCUCCUUCUUUCCCCUCGCCCACCAUGGGGAGUCUGACUCCCUGUGCUGCUGAUACACCGUAUGGGCCUGUUUGUAGUGACACUGAGGUUAAAGAGGCAGAGGAGAGGAAGGAAGUGAAAGUGAAUGAGGCGGAAAUCCUUGAAUUGCUCUCAAAAGGUAGCAAUAAAAGCAAACCCGGGCUUGAAAUUUCUGACUAUGAGAAGGUUGAGAAACUCCAGGUCGAACGCUCCAGGCUGCAGAGUUUAGAUUCAGGCGUGUGCAGCGGCGAGGAGGUCAGUCAGGAGAGCUUGGAGGCUGAUGGCAUCAAUGUGACUGAGAGCAUUGAUGAAGAGGAGGAGGAGGAAAGUAAAGCAGAAGGAGUUUUUCAGAGGUUGUUUGGAGAUGGUGGGAAUGUUUUCAGUAAGGGCUCCAUUCAGGUUUCCUCUGAGUAUGAGCGAGUCCCAACACUGCCGUCUGACACCACUGAGGAGCUGGUCAGUAGCAGCGAGAAGGAGGAGCAAUUCAGUCAUGAGGAGAGCCUGGAGGAUGAGGACAAGUCCACCGUCCUGGCUCCUCCAAGCUCCGACUCAUCAUUGAACUUUACUGGACCUGCUUUUAGUCCAGCUCUGCAACCUCAGCAAUGUAGUCUACUGGACAAGUUGGCACUGAUGUCAACCAGCAGAUCUGUGGCGCCAUCUGGAGACGGAUACAUGCCUGUAGAGCAGAGCUGAAUAAGAGACACUGGACAGUCUGGUCAACAGAGGAUUUUUUAUCUGCAAUAGCAUCUUUCUCUUUGUGUUUGAGCGCAAGGGAUAACCAAUUUUUUUUUUUUUUUUUUACAUUUUUGAUACCAUGUGCCUGUAUAUUUUCUGUUGGUGUCUGGUGUGUUUCCCAGUGAGAUCAAUCAAAAAUUACUAGCAAAACAUAAAACACUUAGCAUACAGUGCUCAACAAAUUUAUUAGACCACCCUAACCCUAACCAAAGUAAGGUUUAUGC